This is a messenger RNA of Nasonia vitripennis (jewel wasp), 2810 nucleotides long. RefSeq names its product putative odorant binding protein 35. The record is from RefSeq and is a predicted model, not a curated record. Bases 1755 to 2372 code for a protein of 205 amino acids. NCBI's taxonomy places the organism in Eukaryota, Metazoa, Arthropoda, Insecta, Hymenoptera, Pteromalidae. The transcript has 18 exons.
CGCAGUCAGUUUUGCAUCAACUGCACUUGUAAACGUUCACAGCUCACUACAGCUCAACUCUCAAGAUGAAAAGCUACGUUCUCGCAUUCGCCAUAUGCUUUGCAGUAAUCGACUUGAGUUUCGCUCUUGGAAAAGAAGAUCAAGAGAAAUGCUUGCGCAAAAAUGGGUUGAACAAUUCUACCGAUGUGGAACUUAUGAAAGCAUUCGUACGUAGUGAUGGGAAGAACGAAUUUCAUUUGGAAAGAGAGUUUUCGUGCGUUGUUGCCUGUGUUAUCGACGAAAGGAGGACUGAAGAUAAUGUUAAUACAAGUACUUAUCAGCUACUCACGGAUCUAAUCAGUGAAGCUCAUAAUAAAAUUCCGGAUGAACAAUGGAGAGACAUGAAGACCACUUUGGAUAAGUGUCAUCAGCAAGACGAAGGCGACGACUGUAAAUUAUUGUACUGUGUGAAAAUACUCAGGGAUCCAUUUAAGGAACUUAUUGUUUCGUUUGACUGAAAAUGAAGACAGAAAUUAGAUGGGAUCCAUAAUCUUCAUUCCCUACAGCUUGUCAGCAAUUCCUUAUUAAUAUAUAGUGUAUAGUCUGGCUGAUCGGAAAUUAUUCAAAUAAAAAAUGAGUUUCCAUUUUGAAUGUAGCGAUAUUGCAUCAUAUUUAUUUAUAACACAAUCAGUUGGUAAAACCCGUCACUCGAAAAGUAUAAAUAGUGUUCAAUCUAAUGUCUUCAAAAGAUUAAAAUUCGAUCGACUACAGUCAGUCUUACAUUAACUACCGGUGUUCACAGUUCGUACAGCUCAACAUUCGAGAUGAAAAUUUACUUGUUUUUAUUCUGUUUUACAUCAAUCGACUUGUUUUCUUUAUCAGGCUUCAGCUCUUACUGCCCCCAAAGAACAACAAUUGGCAUGUUUAAAUGAGAACGGAGUAACUAAUUCUACUGACGUGGAACUCUUUAACAUAAUUAUGCAAGAUGUUUUUAAGGAUGAAUUUAUUCUGGAAACGUCCCAGGAUAAGCAGUUUAGCUGCGUUUUUGCUUAUAUAAUUAAUUCAAUAAUAAAGCGUAUACCUCAAGAUAGCAUUUAUCAGGAACUUACGCGUGUCAUUCAAACUGUUAUUAUUUCCAUGAAGAACAACUUUUAUGGAUUUUUUAGCAAUGGAAGGUAUAUCAUAAUCGAUAAAUUGAAAUUUUCCUAUAGAUGACCGAUUUUUUUCAAGUGAAUCGAAGAAAGAAAUGAUGAAGAGAUGGUUGGAUUACUGUCACGAACAAAGACGAAGGCGACGACUGCAAGUUAUUGUAUUAUGUCAAAAUACUAAAUACUCCUUUCAAGAAAACUCGCAUUCCUCGACGGUCGAUUAAAUAACCUAACAGUAGGUUUCCGUAGUUUCAGGACUGUAUAAACCAAUGAUAAAUAAAUGAAUGGAAAAAAAAUCCUUAAUCAUGACGCAAAUACAUUUUUACUUAUUUAUGCAUAACUUUGACAUAAUACGAGAUAGAAAACUAUCUGCUCAUAUUACAUAAGUAUAAUAUCGACUCGUUCGGAACAGACAUUCGCUCCGAGGUCUGAAGGGUGAAGAUCGUCAGAUCGACUCUCUGCUCGGCAUGUGACUUUAGUCAUUUAAUUCGAAAGAGCGCACACUUUGAAGAUAAACGCCUGCAAAAAAUAAAAAGAAAGAUAACGCUCGAUUUGCCAAUACCAGCUUUGAUUUUCGCCUCUAUGUCAUAAGCCGCAAAGAGCGUAGAUGCAGUAGUCGUCUGAACAAUGAAGAGCCACGCUCUAUUUUUGUCCCUUCUCAUCGCGGCGACUAAUUGCUGGGCUGACAGGCACGAGGCACGACGGGCCUGCCUAUUCGAUAAUGGCCUGACUAAUCCGAAUGACAUGGACCGUUUGAUGGAAUUGCUGAAACCCGAUGCGACCAACACGACGACGACUACCGUCCAAGACGUCGCCUUUGAGAACAAAUUUGCCUGUGCAAUUGCCUGCGACUUCCACGUCGCCAAGAGUCGCAACGUUACGCUGGCUGGCAACCUUGAACGUGCUAUAGAUGCAGCUGCUGACGACAAAUUAAGCGACGCGAAGAAGAGGGAGAUGAAGGAUACGCUUAAAGCUUGCAGUCUUGCCACUGGUGACGAUGACGAUUGCACUUUACUCCAGUGUGUUAGUAUCUUGCAGCCACCUUUCGUCUGGAUACUUCCGAAGACGUCUGGAAUUUUGGGGAUGUAUAUCCAGUUUGACGUGAACUGCAGCUGGGAUUCUCAUUGGCAUCAUGAAAUUGUUUUUCGCUCUCUUCGUCCUUUCCUUUGCGCUGCUGCAUUCGGCAACUGGAGCAAAAGACAGCUUGGUAGAAUGUCUGCAAGAAAAUGGACUCAAGAUGGUUGACUUGGAUUUUAUGCGCAAAAUCAAGCCAAACACCGACAUGCCCAGGAAUAAACUCAUCGAGGAUAAAUUGGCUUGUGCUUUUGCCUGUUCCUUCAACAGGGAUAACAGUUGGAAGGACGAGAAUGUCUUCACUUUCAUGACUGACGUCAUAAAAAAGGACUAUCGCAUACCAGUCGGCUUGAAAAAACAAAUGCUCGACACGUUGAAGAGCUGCAAUGCCGAAGCUAAGGGCGACGACUGCACAUUGCUGCAAUGCAUCAAGGUUACCAGGUAUCCAUUCAUGGAUUUUGUGUUUUUGCACAAUACCGAGAUGAAGCCUGAAUACGAAAGCAGUCAAGAUAAACAAAUAUAAUCGCGAUUAUUGUAAUAUAUUUAGAGGAUUACUGCGACGCUGUAAUGAUGCUAAACGAUGUAAUAAAUCUGUAUUUGCAAAUAAAA